AUGUUGACAAACGAAACGACUUUCUCCUCAACUCUAGACAACUGUGUUGCUCAGCGCUCACUUGUUUCCAUAGAAACGACGCGCCGCGUCGAUCUCGCGAUACCACUCUCUGUUACAUACGAUUCAUUUAAAUCCCCCAACGAGCUGGAGCUGUGUUUUCGGACGCUAGCGUGCGCUUCCUGGCGGAUACUGAGCAUGUCUCUUCUUCAUGCUGUUGACGAAGCGGUCAAGAUGUGCAAAGCUGAAGAAUCAAGACUCACUGAAAAUGUCCGACAGUGCAAGGAGAUUUUACGCUCCAUGAGAACGCGUGUGACAGAAACCAGUGAGCUGGAGACUGCAGCAGCCAUCGGAACUGAAGCCGCAGAUCUUCUGCCCGGAGAAAAACAAGAGAUUGAAUUGUUGGAGCAGGUUUUAAAAAAAGCACUGAAAAUCCGCAGCACAUCUGAGGCUCAUAAAGAACUUCGCCCUAAUGAGAGAAAAAAUAAAGCACUCUUUAAUUAUACCGUUAAAGAGGAGGAUAAAAGAAAACUGGUGAAAUCUGUCCCUCUGUCUGAGACGUGCAAAAAACCCAUUCAUCAGAGACGGGCCGGAGGGAAUGUGACCCACGGGGGCCCCUGGACGCGGCCGGUUCUGGUCCGGAAGGGACCGACUGCUCAUCCGGUGGUCAACGGAAGGCCGUCAGUCUCAAAGAGCGCUUCAGCGAAGAUCUCUUCCACACGAUCCCAACAAAAGAUGUGUGUCAAAGCCACAAACGCUGAAGAUAAUUCCCCUUUAGUCUCCUGCCAAGAAGUGUCAGCAUCCGGUAAAGAUGGGGAAGUCUCAACAGGAAGCGUGCGGUCUAAGGAGCAAUGGAUACCAUCCCCUUUGUUACCAGCUUGGCGAGCACAGAGAACAAAACAGGAGCGAUUGUGGAAGAAAGUGUUAACCCAGCAAUCAAAGCCAGUACCAGAGAGAACCAAAUUCACAGAGAGACUGCGAGACACUUUCCCGUCCGAAUUGCCUUCUGUAUGUCCUGCUGAUAUCACAGCAGAGCUGGACGUGCUUACACAGCGCUGUCUUGACCUGACGCACUGCUUAAAUGCUGAGCUACAGGCCCAGAAGGACUCAGAGUCAGGUACGCGCGCCCGGGGCAGAAAGAUGGAGGGCUGCAGGAAGACAGAAGUGGUUAUGGGUAAUUUGGGUUGUUGGGGGGGUUUGGAGAGGAUGACGGCAGAACUUAUUACGUGUGCUGACCAUCGGAAGAAAGACUGGGAGAGAUGGGAUAUGAGGAUCUCUGGAGCUUUGUGUCCCGUCCGGAGGAGAGGUGAAUGGGGCGACCCGGCCCGUUCCUGCCUGCCGCCCGUCCUGUCGUACAGCAGUGAGGCUGAACUGAGAGAGCUGGAAAGCCAAAGGCUCAGAGUAGAACAACUUCAGCAGGCCGUUCGUCUUCAGCAGGCGAUGUCCGAUAGCCUUGCGUCUUACUGGAGCUCUCGUCCCGUGGUUCUGCGGGGCUUGUACUCGCUGCUGGCGGAGGGAGGGGUUCAGUUCCCAUCUCUGGUUUUGGAUUCGGAGUCAGACUGAGCAAAAACAAGAUUGUAUUUCAGGGUCAGUGGACUGAAUUCCCGGAAGCACGGUAGGGAGGUUUUCCUGCGAACUGACGCAAAGCAAACCGUACGCAUGUUCUGUGUGUGCAUUUGGCUCAGAUGUUGAACAAUCGGUCACGUGACUGGAGAGUGCAGCUGCUGCUAAGAAACUCAAAUAAAGCUUCCAGCUGAUGUCUCUCAGGA
This is a messenger RNA of Cyprinus carpio (common carp), 1766 nucleotides long. RefSeq lists its product as uncharacterized. Lineage: Eukaryota; Metazoa; Chordata; Actinopteri; Cypriniformes; Cyprinidae. The transcript has 12 exons. Bases 1 to 1560 code for a protein of 519 amino acids. The record is from RefSeq and is a predicted model, not a curated record.